AUGGCCAUCGCCGAAAUGGCCGUGUCCGCUAUCAAGUACGCUUCCAUAUCGGUUGCGGCUGUCGUCGGCCUCUACGCAGCGCUCUUGGGGCUUCUCACAACAUCUACGUUCCAGUCCCAUGCGGUGUACCUGCAUGCAGUUCAGAUGACAUGGUUCAGGGAUCUCGAUGUCCCCGAGACCUUUGAGCCAGCCGGUUUCGCCGGGGACAUCACCCGCCGGCUCGCGUUCCAACUCCUUCGCGACGACCCCGAAGCCCGGUUGGUCCUUCACCUGCACAGCGCUGGAGGCACGGUCGGUUCCGGCUACAGGGUCCCCAACUACCGUGCGCUGUCCGCGGGGCAGCCGGGCAAGAUACAUGUUUUGACAUUUGACUACCGAGGAUUUGGACGAAGCACAGGCACACCGUCCGAAAGCGGGCUCAUCACCGAUGCGCUGGCUGUCGUGGACUGGGCGAUGAACGUCGCAGGCAUACCGCCAUCGCGUAUCGUCAUCUUUGGACAGUCGAUGGGCACCGCCGUGAGCAUCGCUCUCUCGGAGCGCCUUGCUUUGCAACCGCAGCCUGUGGUCUUUGCAGGCACAGUCCUUGUCGCGCCCUUUGUCGAUGUGGCAACCUUGGUAGCGACAUAUUGUGUGGCAGGCACCGUGCCGAUUUUGUCACCGCUCGCUCGCUUUCCUUGGUUGUUUACAUCUCUGCAACACUUUAUCAAGGACAAGUGGCCCAGCAAAGAUCGCAUUGCCCAAUACGUUCGUGCCAACGAGCAGCAGAAAACGGAUUACCGUCUGACCAUCAUCCACGCAAAGGACGACUACGACAUUCCUUGGAAUCACACACCGGCCCUCUUUUGGCAUGCCGUCAAUGCUUCUGUGCCAGAUGGCAUCAGUCACGACGAACUUGAACAGAAAAAAACGGACGAAAGACGAGAUCUCGGAGCCGCCGGGUCCGUUAUGGAAUGGCGGACAGAGUACGGUGUGAUCCGGGAAGAAAUCCUGGAGACUGGCUUGCAUGAUGCGAUCAUGAGCUACCCUGUGAUCACAAUGGCUGUCAUGCGCUUCUUUGAAGCGGCCGAUCCGACAUUCACGUGCUGA
This is a messenger RNA of Sporothrix schenckii 1099-18, 1086 nucleotides long. Its product is annotated as abhydrolase domain-containing protein 12. The transcript has 2 exons. Lineage: Eukaryota; Fungi; Ascomycota; Sordariomycetes; Ophiostomatales; Ophiostomataceae. Bases 1 to 1086 code for a protein of 361 amino acids. The record is from RefSeq and is a predicted model, not a curated record.